Molecule: messenger RNA, 3772 nt
Organism: Biomphalaria glabrata
Lineage: Eukaryota; Metazoa; Mollusca; Gastropoda; Planorbidae
Product: metabotropic glutamate receptor 3-like
Exons: 4
Coding region: 430-3369 (979 amino acids)
Biological process (GO): G protein-coupled glutamate receptor signaling pathway; regulation of synaptic transmission, glutamatergic
Cellular component (GO): membrane
Molecular function (GO): adenylate cyclase inhibiting G protein-coupled glutamate receptor activity
Source: RefSeq, a predicted model, not a curated record
UUGCAGUAAACGUAAGAAAUGGUAAACAGCUCUCUUUAAAAUGGUAAACAGCUCUCUUUAAAAUGGUAAACAGCUCUCUUUAAAAUGGUAAACAGCUCUCUUUAAAAUUGUAAACAGCUCUCUGUAAAAUUGGAAAUGAACUGACCACAACCCAUACUAUCAACAAAUCAUAAGACAAUGUAUUGAGCUGACAUACGCCAGAAGAAAUCAUGCCAUAACCUUGUCACAUUCAGAAUAGAACUCUUCGAGUUGUCUGUGAUUUGGGCUAAUCUUAUGUUUAAACCCAAUACUAACUUGGUCGACAUUCAGCAGGUUCGAGCUAUUGCCUCCACAUUGAUACCAAUGAAAGAGCAACUUUGCUAUAGCGAGGUUGUAGAGAAAUGAACUUUUGUUACAGGAUUUAGCUUAAAAGACGACGUUUGGACAAAGAUGCACUGUCCGCUAUUGGUCAUAUCUGGUCUUCUGACACUGGCUUUUGUCCGACCGGUUGCGGAUGAGUGUUUGUUCUCUAGCAUCAGCAAGAAUAUGUAUGCGUCACCGGGUGACGUUAACAUUGGGGUAAUCAUGACGCAGACACACGGGAUAAAUGGAAACAAGUGCGAUAGCACCCAACUUCCCGGGUCCUGGGGAAUAGAGUACCCAGAGGCCGUAGCUUUUGCUGUGGACAAGGUGAACAAUGAAUUUCAACUACUCCCAAACAUUUCAUUAGGAUUCUACAUUUUAGACGACUGCGAGAUGACGUCAAUGGCGGUAGCCCAGUCCUUAUCUUUCAUCGUCCAGCCUGCAGCAUCGUGUCACUUGGAUUCCUGUUUCCAUCACACUUUGUCAGAUUCAUUGGACUCGGACCUGGACGUUCCGUUUUAUGAUGUCAUCGGGGUCGUUGCUCCUAUGACCAGCAUCGCUACAGUAUCUAUAUCCUACCUUUACACUAUAGCAAAAAUGCCUAUAGUAGGCUACAUCACCUCCAGUGAGGAGCUAAGCAACAAAGACCUGCACCCAUUGUUCUUUCGAGUCAUCGGCCCUGAUAAUUUCCAGGCUGACGCCAUGAUCAAGUUUGUCUUCCAGAUGGGCUGGAGCUACAUUUCCAUCGUUUAUUCUCAAGGAACGUACGGAGAAAGAGGCUUUGAAAGUUUAAAAUCUUCUGCCUCUAGAUAUAAUAUUUGUAUAGCCACGUCACACAAAGUGGACGAAACGGACGCUACAGACCUUAUUGCCUCUGAUCUUUUCAAUCAUGUCAAGGCAAGAGUUGUUAUUCUUUUUGCUGAGGAACUUCAAACAAAACACGUUCUCAAUUCUGUUGUUAAACUCAACGCUAUUGGUCAAUUUAUUUGGAUAUCUAGCGACUCUAUUUUUAUAGCCAGUAAGGAAUCAAUAUCGGAGCAUGCCGACAUCUUUGUCGGAGCAUUUGUAUUUUUUUUUUACUCUCCUCUACUUCGAGAAUUUUACGACUACGUUAAGAAACAGAACUUUCGUACCACUAGAAAUCCAUGGUUUAAGACAGCUUGGGAAUAUUUGACCAAUUGCUCUUUUAGCAAAGACAAUUGUGUUGAAAACGUAGAUAUUUUAAGAUCGCCAAAAUUUGAAUUCAUGCCAACUACAACUUUACUUAUUGACGCCAUCCUAACUUUUGCCAACGCGGCGCAUAAUUUGAUUCGUGAGUUAUGUCCUUCGGCUCAAGGACAUGACGCCAGGGCCUGUAUAUCUAGGGUUAACAUGGUCAACUAUUUAAAGAAUGUUUCCUUUACUGGAUACACUGGCGCGAUACAAUUUGACAACAACGGGGAUAGUGGUGGAAGGUACGUGAUCUAUCAGUUGGCAUACGACAGCCUGAACGUACCUUUGGGAUACGGCGAUCCUAACUCUACAUUGAGGAAAGGUUUAGUCAUGAAAGAAGUUGCAAACUACGACAGGUCGACGGGCACUGUACAAUACACAGAGUACAAUAUUUCUUGGGCUAACCUCAUACAGAAAGAAAGAAUCGUGCCCCUAAUGCCUGGAAAUGCUGAUUCGGGCAUUCCCGAAUCUGUGUGCAGCAGGCCGUGCGUAGCAGGUGAGUACAAGAUACAAAAAGAGCUGGCGUGUUGCUGGGAAUGUCGACGUUGCCGAGACAACGAAAGGAUUGUCAACAAAAACACAAGCUGUGAAGAAUGUCCUGAAUUUACAUGGCCGGAUCCAUUGUUAGACUUUACAACCUGUACAGAAAUAAGACUCACUUACUAUUCCACAUCGGACACGCUGUCCAUUCUACUGAUUACACUUGCAACUUUAACCUCUGUCUUGACCAUAUUUAUUGCUGUUUUCUACCACAAAUUUAGAGAACUCCAAGUGAUCAAAGCUUCAAGUCGAGAGCUAAGUUUUAUCCAGCUGUUGGCUAUUCUCACAGGCUAUAUUAACGUCAUAAGCUUCCAAACCCUACCCAGUGACAUAUCUUGCGUGAUAAAUUUUUUCUUAUUCUGCAUCAGCUUCUCCGCUCUAUAUGCGCCACUACUGAUGAAAACAAUUCGAAUAUAUCGCAUCUUUAAGACCUCAGUAGAGAACAUCAAAGGUUUACAUUUCAUAAGCCCCAUUUCACAAGUUUGUAGUUCUUCGGCUCUAAUUGUAGUCCAGGUAAUACACAUCAGAAGUUUUCAUUGUUCUUCAUGGAAAAAGAUUAUUUUAAACCAUGGGCGUAGUGAGAAUUUUUUUCAGUGGGGAUGGGAAAAGCCAAUAUAUAUAGAGAGAGCGCCGAACCAACAAAAAUCUGAGAGAAGAAGCAGGCCUAUCUAUCCUCCCGCGUCGUUCGGCGCUGUUGGGCGGCUGGCUGAUGUACGAGAGCGAUUCUGUGUACUACUCGAAGUUGAUCUAAGAAAGCCUCAGGGCGAUGAUCCAAUAUGUCUCUGUGUCGCCGUCUUUUCUAUAAGCAGCCCUAGUGCAAAACGAAGUCAGCUGGUCAGGACGGAACCGUUUGUAGAACUAGCCUGCGACCUGACCUUUCUAGGAUUGACCUCUUUUCUGGCCUACAACAUUAUUCUGGUCAUUCUGUGUGCUAUAUUUGCAUUCAAGACCCGCAAGCUGCCGGACAACUUCAACGAGUCUAGGUUCAUCUCUAUGUGCGUGUCCACCACCCUAGUCAUCUGGUUGGCCUUCGUCCCGACCUACUUUACAGCAGGCAUGGAAUACAUAAGAAUUUUGAUCCUAUCUGUGGCCCUUUUGCUCAAUCAUACAGUAGCACUGGUCAUGCUCUACUUGCCCAAACUUUACGCCGCUAUCUACAUCCCCAGCGAGUCAGUAAGAACCAAUAGAUUCAACUCACCUACAAGGCUGCAUGUUCCUAGAUUUGCAAGCACGAACCGAGUGGCUCCUUCACUAAGGGAUAUGGAUAAUAUGUGAUGGACAUAUUAAUAUUAUUGUACUAGCUACAGCUUCUGUCAGCUACUAUUCUUAAACAGGACCGGAUCUAGACUUGAUGAGGCCCCAAGCUACUUGAGAAAUGAGACCCCUUAUAAAUUUGAUCCCACAUUUAUCCCGCACUACCAGCGCCCGUUAUAAAAUCAACAUUACGUCAUUUUUCCUUAGCUCUUUCUUUCAAAUGAUUGGGAAAUAUCACUGAAAACUUUGUUUGGGGUAGUGCUGAGAAAGUUGGGACGCUAACCAAUAGCUUAUGUUGCCUAAAGGUAAAUCCGGCUUAGGGCUUAUCCAUAAUAAUACUUUUAAAGUUAUCUAGUCUAUUUAUCCCCACUAAAAAAAACAACAACCAAUAAAAUGAAUAUUGUUUAUAUAACACUAGAUAGAU